AUGCCACCCCCUCUUAAUUUUUCACACUCUCAAAUCAACUUUCUCUCUCUUCCUUCACGUCAUCUCUUUCUCUCUCUAACAUACAAUGUCGAAGCUCAAUGGGCUUAUCGUGGUGCUACUUUUAGCCUCUAGCUUUUGUGUUACAUUUGGAGCGUUGCUCCCAAAUGGCGACUUUGAGACAAGGCCGAACCCAACUCAAAUUAGCGGAACAAAAAUAGAGGGCAAGUAUGCAAUCCCAAAAUGGGAGGUAACAGGGUUUGUUGAGUACAUAACAUCAGGAACCAAGCAACAAGACAUGGUCUUAAUCGUACCAGAGGGCAAACACGCCGUAAGGCUAGGGUCCAAUGCUUCUAUUAAGCAAAAGGUGGCUACUCAAGCAGGCAAAUUUUAUGCCCUUACCUUCAGCUUUGGAAGGACUUGCUCACAAGAGGAAGUACUCAACGGUACGAUCACCCCUAGCUCUAAGGGACAUUCCGGGAUCUUGCCCCUACAAACCGUGUACUCUAGUGUUGGGUUUGACUCCUAUGCUUGGGGGUUCCGUGCUGAGGCCAAUGCCGUCGAGGUCACCCUCCACAACCCUGGCCAGCCUGGUGAAGACCCUGCUUGUGGACCUCUUCUUGAUAUCAUUGCUCUUACUAUUUUGGAUUCAGUCAAGCCUACCGGAGGAAACUUGGUGAAGAAUGGAGACUUUGGACAAGGGCCAUAUGUGUUCCAUAGCUCAUCAUGGGGUGUCCUAAUCCCUCCUAACAUCGAGGACAGUCACUCUCCGCUACCAGCCUGGAGGAUCGAGUCCUCUAAGGCCGUCAAGUACAUUGAUUCCCUUCAUUUUUUCGUGCCAGAAGGCCAAAGAGCCGUUGAGCUCGUUGGAGGAAAAGAAAGUGCCAUUGCUCAAACCAUUAGGACCCAACCGGGCAGGUCAUACGCCCUUACUUUCAUGGUUGGUGAUGGCAAAAAUGGGUGUGUUGGUCCUUUGGCUAUUGAGGCAUUCGCUGAAAGGGCAACCACUAGGGUCACAUAUAACUCUAAGGGUACUGGUGGAUUUACAAGAGGUAAACUUGUGUUUAAGGCCAACAAGGAUAAAACGGUCAUUAGGUUCUUGAGCACAUUCUACACUAUGACCAUUGAUGGUUCUAUGUGUGGUCCUGUUCUCGACGAUGUUAAGGUUCUUCAUGCUCAUUCAUACCGUAACUCUCCCAAUCAUGUGUAAUAGAAUGGUUAAAUAAUUGGUUUAUAACUUAUUACGCGAUACUAGUACUUAGUAGUACUUUUUAUAUGCCUAUCAUCAACCCCAUCUAGGAGGUUUUUCAAGGUUUCUAGAUGUUAAUUUGGUUUAAGAGUUCAUGAAGUGUAUGUUUCAGGAUCAAUGUAUCUAUUUUUACAAUUUUUUUAAAAUUUAUUGUUAUAAUAAAAUUAUUCAUUUGUUCUUAAUAAGG
Molecule: messenger RNA, 1433 nt
Organism: Chenopodium quinoa (quinoa)
Lineage: Eukaryota; Viridiplantae; Streptophyta; Magnoliopsida; Caryophyllales; Amaranthaceae
Exons: 3
Coding region: 86-1207 (373 amino acids)
Source: RefSeq, a predicted model, not a curated record